AUGGCACUGCCUGCGUGUGCAGCCCGGGCGCUCGGGCCGCCGCUGCAACCGGAGCGAGGAGCGCCCGCCCGCACCACCUGUCCCCGCCGGCAUUCCAGAGUAGAGGCCGAAUUGGCAGCGAGCCGGCCCGGAGCAGUCGCCGCCUCAGUCCGCGCGGGCCCUCCUAGGGGUGUGUCUCGCGGCUUCAACUCCCAGCCGCUCCUGGACGAGCCCCUAAAGGCGUCUUCCUCCCUGGCGGGAGCCGCGCGCACCCCUCUCUUCGCGCUGUUGCCCCGAGGCCGCCGCAGGCGGAUGCACGACCUCAGGAGACGCUGGGACCUGGGCUCCCUCUGCCGGGCCCUGCUCACUCGGGGCCUGGCCGCCCUGGGCCACUCGCUGAAGCACGUGCUCGGUGCGAUCUUCUCCAAGAUUUUCGGCCCCCUAGCCAGCGUCGGGAACAUGGAUGAGAAAUCCAACAAGCUGCUGCUGGCUUUGGUGAUGCUCUUCCUAUUUGCCGUGAUCGUCCUCCAGUACGUGUGCCCCGGCACAGAAUGUCAGCUCCUCCGCCUGCAGGCAUUCAGCUCCCCGAUGCCGGACCCGUACCGCUCGGAGGAUGAGAGCUCCGCCAGGUUCGUGCCCCGUUACAAUUUCAGCCGCCGCGACCUCCUGCGCAAGGUAGACUUCGACAUCAAGGGCGAUGACCUGAUCGUGUUCCUGCACAUUCAGAAGACCGGAGGCACCACUUUCGGCCGCCACCUGGUGCGCAACAUCCAGCUGGAGCAGCCGUGCGAGUGCCGCGUGGGUCAGAAGAAAUGCACUUGCCACCGGCCCGGUAAGCGGGAGACCUGGCUCUUCUCCAGGUUCUCCACGGGCUGGAGCUGCGGGCUGCACGCCGACUGGACCGAGCUCACCAGCUGCGUGCCUGCCGUGGUGGACGGCAAGCGCGACGCCAGACUGAGACCGUCCAGCGGCCUUUCUGGAAUGCUGGGAUUCUGGCAGAAUCUGUUGAAUGUUCAGUGCCUUUACAGCCCUACUAGAUUUUCUUCUUUCCAUCCUAAGAGAACCUUGGCUCCAGGAAGGUUGUCGCCUCAGUCCAUUGUAAGAAUUGUGUAAGUCAUUGUCACCUUAAGAUACUGGGAUUUAUUUAAGAAGAUCCCAAACAAUUCGGCAAUAUUGAAAAUAAUCUCACUUGCUGCUGGAGCUUGUAGGUGUAGAGCUCCACAGGACACAUGCGCCUUUGAAAAUCCUUCUGGACAUGUAGAUUGGGGUGUGACGCCGUCCCUAAAGACACCUUACAAAUGUGGUCCCGAUUAUGUAUUUGGUGGCCACUAUCCUCUUGGCACAUUCCCUCAGAAAAUUUCCAUUAGAUAACCAGUAUCCUCAAGGGGAGGGUUCACCCUUUUGGAUGGUCCCAAAUCGAAGCGACAUUAUCUGACAUGAAAUGAGAUUUUACUUAGUCGUAAAAGGGUGAUACCACAGUGCCAUCUAGUCUAAUCGAAGAAGACCCACUUUUUAAAGAG
Molecule: messenger RNA, 1499 nt
Organism: Leptonychotes weddellii (Weddell seal)
Lineage: Eukaryota; Metazoa; Chordata; Mammalia; Carnivora; Phocidae
Source: RefSeq, a predicted model, not a curated record